Messenger RNA from Salvelinus sp. IW2-2015, 1382 nucleotides. NCBI's taxonomy places the organism in Eukaryota, Metazoa, Chordata, Actinopteri, Salmoniformes, Salmonidae. The record is from RefSeq and is a predicted model, not a curated record.
AGGACGUAUCAGGGAUGCCAGCUGUGUGCCGGGCCGUGUCAGAGGGAGGGUUGGGCUUCGACUACCGUCUGGCCAUGGCCAUUCCAGAUAAAUGGAUCCAGGUGAGAUUCUCUCUACUCCCCAUCUGAUAAUGUAUUAACACACCCUCCUAUUUUCAUACGUGACUGACUGGGUUUGAACCUAGUCUCCUGCGAUCCACAAACCGGUCUUAAACUGGGUUUAAACAAUAGUCCAGCUCUGAUACAUCAAGAGUUUUUUUGCCUGCAGUUGAUAGCGGUGUGAUUCUCGGAAAGAAAGGCAACCGACCAAGCAGUCAGAUUGCCCCGAACUCUAAUUCGCCGAUAAGUGACGGUACUUUAGUCCCGCAUAUCAGUAAUGUAAACCACCUUGACCACGCUAUGUUAUAGCCUAGGCAUUAUCCUUGUGAACUCAUAUCUAAUCACUUGAGCAUCGUUUACCCUGUGUUACAUCUGCUACCUUUCCUGGUUUGUAAUGAACUAAUUAGGGGUUCAAGCAGUUAAACCAUAUUAUGUUUCUUCUGGUUCAUCAUCUUUGUUAUUAUACCGGUUCUUCCUGUGAGGAACAUUAACAUGCAAAUUCCCGUGAAAUGGUAAGGCAGAGAAGGUUGCAACUUGACGUGAUGCUCGAGGCCCCAUUGUCCACACCCUCUAAUGCAAUGCCAUGCCAAUUGUUCACAAGGUACCGCUUUAACAGGUUAUUGGAAUUGCAAACUUUGAUGACCUAGUGUCCUGAAAUUCAGUGCAUACUGUCGGUCCCUCUUCUCACAAGGAAAACAUUUGCCUCAAGGACCCAUAAGGUCCGCCAUGAUGGAUUUUCCACCAUUUUGGAUUUUGUGAAAAACACUUAAAUUACAUCUCCUCCGGAACCACUGGGCCGAUCUGGAUGAACCUUGACAUAUGGAAUCUAUGGAUGAAGGUCUCACCAACGCAAUACUUUCCAGACUAGUAUGUUAAACAACAUGACCAAUAGAUAUUCAUGUGGAUGUGGUCUGUCACAUUUAAUGCAUAUAAAUCAGACACAGAUAUUAGUAAGACAGCGUUGAUGGAAACAGGAAAUCCCCGUAUAAUUUCAUAAAUGUAGGAAAAACAAUUUGUUAGUUUGACAUGGUGGGAUCUUUUUGUGUCGAUGAAAUUAAUCAUUUGCGAGAAAUGGCAAUAGAAAUGCCUUUUAUACACAAAUAUUGAUGCAAUAGCCGUCAUAUUGAAGUAAACUUGGAGUCACGCCAUGAUAUGAUAUGUUGUACUACUACUAUUAUGACGUGGGAAAGCUUAUAGUCACAUACACUAUAUUUACAGAAGUAUGUGGACACCUCUUCAAAUUAGUAGAUUCUGCUAUUUCAGUCACACCUGUUGCUGACAGGU